Messenger RNA from Beta vulgaris subsp. vulgaris (sugar beet), 1207 nucleotides. RefSeq names its product glutathione S-transferase zeta class. NCBI's taxonomy places the organism in Eukaryota, Viridiplantae, Streptophyta, Magnoliopsida, Caryophyllales, Amaranthaceae. Gene Ontology annotation, cellular component: cytoplasm. Gene Ontology annotation, biological process: L-phenylalanine catabolic process; glutathione metabolic process. Bases 267 to 989 code for a protein of 240 amino acids. Gene Ontology annotation, molecular function: maleylacetoacetate isomerase activity; glutathione transferase activity. The record is from RefSeq and is a predicted model, not a curated record. The transcript is spliced from 9 exons.
UAUUUAGAUAUCCAACCAUUUGUAUAGAUGUUUAACCUUUUAUUUUUUUUCGUUGAGUGUUUAACUUUCCACUUCACAGGCUUACCAACUCCAUUUUGCUACUGCAACUACUUUCAAGUUUCAACACACUGGAAUUUCUCUCUAACCUCUGAACAAUCACAUACAAAUAUACAAUUGUAGUAAGUGUAGUUUGGAUUUUCUAAUUAAUAAAACUCCAAAAGUUCCUUUUUUUUUUUCUGGGGGGUCAAAUUUUGAUCUGAUGAAAGAUGAAAAAAGCUGCUGCAUCAUCCACAUAUUCAGCUUCAAGUAGGGUGCUUUACUCUUUCUGGCUAAGUUCUUGUGCUUGGCGUGUUCGUUUUGCUUUAAACAUGAAAGGACUUCAGUACGAGUAUAAAUCAGUUGAUCUUUUCAAAGGGGAACAAUUUCAUCCAGAAUUUGAACAGAUCAACCCGCUUCGUUACGUUCCAGUUCUUGUUGAUGACGGGGUUGUGGUUUCUGACUCGCUGGCUAUCCUCAUGUAUCUAGAAGAUAGAUAUCCUGAAAAUCCACUUUUGCGAGCUGAUCCUUGCAGACGAGCGCUCAAUCUUCAGGCUGCAAGUAUCGUCAGUUGCAGCAUGCAGUCACUUCAUAUGAGAUCAGUGCUGUUGGGAAAUUGUUUUCCUCCACAGGAGUUUAUUGAGAAUAAACUUGGUCAAGAGGAGCGUACAACAUGGGCUCAAAUGAUUAUCGAUAAGGGUUUCUCUGCUCUGGAAAAGUUGCUCAAAGAUUAUGCUGGCAGAUAUUCUACCGGAGAUGAAGUAUCUAUGGCAGAUGUAUUUCUGGCACCACAAAUUUCUGCUGCAGUGAGCAGAUUUAACACCGAUAUGUCGAAAUAUCCUACCUUACAGAGGGUGUAUGAAGCAUGCGAAGUGUUGCCUGAAUUCCAAGCCUCUAUUCCUGAGAGGCAACCGGAUGCAGUCAAUGCAGAAAGAGAUUGGUUCAGCCGUUAGUCUACUUUGCUGUCCGGCGAAGGGUCUGAUUCUGAAAAGCAGAUACUGUAGUCUAGUAUGGAAAGUGAUGAUGGAAUGUGGUAUCUGUAAUUUGCAAUUAUGCAAUGGCUAGUGAAGUAUUCAUAUGGUGUUGACUGUUGAUAUUUAAAAUUUAAGGCCUACUGGAGCUUAAAAAUUAUGUUAUAAAAGUCUCGAAGCGGAUAUUGUACAUAAUAAGU